Messenger RNA from Brettanomyces bruxellensis, 3270 nucleotides. RefSeq lists its product as uncharacterized. Gene Ontology annotation, molecular function: ATP hydrolysis activity; P-type calcium transporter activity; ATP binding. Gene Ontology annotation, biological process: calcium ion transmembrane transport; intracellular calcium ion homeostasis. NCBI's taxonomy places the organism in Eukaryota, Fungi, Ascomycota, Pichiomycetes, Pichiales, Pichiaceae. Gene Ontology annotation, cellular component: plasma membrane. The transcript has a single exon. Bases 1 to 3270 code for a protein of 1089 amino acids. The record is from RefSeq and is a predicted model, not a curated record.
AUGACAAGCACAGACAAGGAAGAAUAUGAAAAAACAAGUGCAAUUCAGAAAAUAAUUACCCGUUCCCAGUCCUCAAUGUCUGAGUUCGAUGGUGAAAAUAUUGGUACCCAGGCAUAUCUGAUGACAAUAGAGAAAUGCCUUGCUGUAUUCGAGACAUCUAUUGAUCAUGGACUUACGGAAUCAAAAGCAGGGUCCCUUCUUGAGAAGUAUGGUAAAAAUACCUUAGGUGAAGGUACAAAAAUAUCAAUUACUGGAAUUGCCAUUCAUCAAAUGUGCAACGCAAUGAUAUUGGUCCUUGCAAUCUCCAUGAUUAUUGCUUUUGCCAUACAUGAUUGGAUUACAGGAGGUGUUAUUGCUUUUAUUAUUGGGCUUAACGUUAUCAUAGGUGCUUUUCAAGAAUAUAAGGCGGAAAAGACUAUGGGAUCUUUAAGAAAUUUAAGUUCUCCUACUGCACGAGUUGUCAGAGAUGGCAGUGAUAUUACAAUACAGGCCGAAAAUGUUGUUCCCGGUGAUAUUGUGAUCGUCAAGACUGGCGAUACGAUACCGGCUGAUCUAAGACUUAUUGAUUGUACAAAUUUUGAGACAGAUGAGGCAUUGCUUACCGGUGAAUCUAUUCCUAUUGCCAAAGAUUCAAAAGCGGCUUAUUCUCAGGAAAUUCCUGUGGGAGACCGGCUUAACAUGGCAUUUUCUUCAUCUACCGUUUCUAAAGGACGGGCUACUGGUAUCGCUAUACUUACUGGCCUUCACACAGAAAUAGGUAGCAUUGCUUCUUCUUUGCACGAAAAAAAAACUACAGUUAAGCACGUGGAAAACAAAGAGGAAGCAACAUUCAAAGAUUAUUUGGAGGCUGCAAGAAUUACUGUUUAUCAGACUAUCGGAUACGUUUUGGGUACUACAGAAGGAACACCCCUUAAACGCCGAUUGGCAAAAUUGGCAAUAUAUCUUUUUGUUUUUGCCGUGAUUCUAGCUAUCGUUGUUCUUGCCAGUCAGAAAUUCAGGGUGACUACAGAAGUUGCAAUAUAUGCCAUUUGCGUUGCCAUUUCAAUGAUUCCUUCAUCCUUAGUUGCAGUGUUAACCAUCACGAUGGCUAUUGGUGCAAAAGAAAUGGUUAAGAAAAAUGUGAUCGUCAGAAAGAUGGAUGCUUUAGAACAUCUUGGUUCGGUUAAUGCAAUAUGCUCGGAUAAAACUGGUACAUUGACACAAGGAAAAAUGAUCGCUAGGAAUGUUUUUAUUCCUGGGGUUGGAACAUUUUCCGUUGUCAAUUCUGACGAACCAUUCAAUCCAACUGUUGGGGAAGUUAAAUAUAACCCAAAGUCACCUGAUGAAAUUGCUCGAGAAGAUAACAACAAAUGGAUAGUUUAUGAGAAAUUUAUGAAUAUCAAUCAAGGGUCAAACAGGCUAAAUAUAUAUCAGAACUGGCUUAACACGGCAGCAUUAGCCAAUGUUGCAAUCAUUUUUCAAGAUUCCGAUGAACUCACGAAGGAGCUUACAUGGAAAGCUCGAGGUGAUCCAACUGAAAUUGCAAUACAGGUUUUUACUGCAAGAGUUGGACAUUCAAGGACCAAAAUUGUUGAUGAAGCGGGGAUGUUUGAACAUUUGGCAGAGUAUCCUUUUGAUUCGUCAGUUAAGAUGAUGUCAACUAUUUACAAAGAACAGGAAACAGGAGUUGUGAAAUGUUAUACGAAGGGGGCUGCUGAAAGAAUUUUGGAUAGAUGUACCAAGUGGUUUGAUGAAAAGACUGGUGAAUAUGUCAAUUUUGAUCAGGAAGCGAGAUCAUUCAUCGAAGACAGUAUUGAUGCAAUGUCAUCGAAAGGAUUAAGAGUUCUUGCCUUUGGAAACAAGGAAAUAAAGGAUGCAAAGCCAGAUAUGAUAUGGGGUGAAGAUCUGAGAGGAGAUGUGGAAAAUAACCUUUCACUAGUUGGACUCAUCGGAAUUUAUGAUCCACCAAGGCAGGAAUCCCUUCCUAGUGUCAAAAUGUGUCACAAAGCAGGAAUUUCAGUGCACAUGGCAACAGGAGAUCAUCCUUCUACAGCCAAAGCAAUUGCACAGGAGGUUGGAAUAUUACCUCAUAAUUUAUAUCACUACUCAACCGACGUUGUUAAAGUGAUGGUGAUGACGGCCUCUCAGUUUGAUUCCAUGUCAGAUGAAGAAAUCGAUGGACUUCCAGUUCUCCCCCUAGUUAUCGCCAGAUGCUCUCCGAAAACUAAAGUGAGAUUGGUUGAUGCCCUUCAUCGAAGAGAUCAAAUUGUUGCAAUGACGGGUGAUGGAGUGAACGAUUCACCUUCAUUAAAAAAAGCGGACAUAGGAAUAGCCAUGGGAAAAAAUGGAUCUGAUGUUGCUAAAGAUGCUAGUGAUAUCGUACUUUCUGAUGAUAAUUUUGCAUCCAUUUUGAACGCCAUAAAAGAAGGUCGCCGAAUGAGUGAUAACAUUCAAAAGUUUGUUCUACAGCUUCUCUCUCUUAAUGUGGGUCAGGCUCUUUUUUUGAUGAUUGGAUUGGUUUUCAAGGAUGUGAACGAUUUUUCAGUUUUUCCUCUUUCUCCGGUGGAAGUUUUGUGGGUUAUUGUGGCCACAUCGUGCUUCCCGGCAAUGGGCCUAGGUGUUGAAAAGGCUACUGAUGACAUUAUGCAAAAGGCUCCAAAAGACUCAAAAGAAGCUGUCUUUACCAAAGAAAUGCUUUCCGAUAUGAUUGUUUACGGCGUAAUCAUUGCAUGCUGUUGUAUGAUUCCAUUCGUUAUCAUAAUGUAUGGAAUUGGAAAUGGUGACUUUGGAGUCGAAUGUAAUAACACAGAUUUUUCAGGAUCAUGUUAUAGAGUUUUUAGAGCAAGAACGACAGCUUUUGCUGUACUGACUUGGUGUGCCCUUUUGCUUGCAUGGGAAGUAAUUCAUAUGAGAAGGUCAUUAUUCUUUAUGCAUCCGGAGACAGAUAAUCCUAAAACUCAAUGGAUGAAGGACCUUUGGGAUAACCAAUUUUUAUUCUGGUCAGUAAUUGCUGGAUUUUUCACUAUAUUUCCUACCGUUUAUAUUCCUGUCAUCAAUACUAAAGUGUUUUUGCAGCGUGGAAUUUCUUAUGAAUGGGGCUUUGUUGUUUGCUUCAGCAUUUUAUUCCUUGCUUGCGUUGAGAUCUACAAAUGGAGAAAAAGGCAUUGGUACGCAAAACGGGACGGAGCGCAUAAUCCAGAACACGACUUAGAGAAGAAUUCACCAUUUGCUCGUUACUCUAGCUUCUCAAGGGCCCCUACAGCUGAUAUGGAUCAGGCUUUUAUUCACUGA